AUGGAAGGGACACUUAAGGGUUGGAAAAGUGAGGCCAUGUCUCCUCCUGGUAGAGGAGUAAUGGAAAAAGUUGUGCUUGAGUCAGUCCCUGUGUACACUAUGACUACCUUCAUCCUUCCCAAAACAACUAUUAAAAUGGUCACUAGCAUAAUCAGAGAUUUCUGGUGGGGGAAAUUGGGUCCUAAAAAGGGGAUAUACAUGGAUGGAUGGGAUGGUCUAUGUAAAAGUAAAGAAAAGGGGGGAAAUGGCUUAAAGAAACUUGAAAUUAUGAACUUGUCGCUAAUAGCUAAUAAUGGGUGGAGGCUCUUCCACCAACCUAACUCUAUCUUCUCUAAAACUAUGAAAGGGAGAUACUUCCCAAAUUCUAACCCUUUUCAUGCCACCUGUAAUGAUGGCUCUUCCUGGGCAUGGAAGGGUUUGCAUAAAGUCCUUAUGAUCCUUAAGGGGUUUAGCAUUUGA
Papaver somniferum (opium poppy) is the source of this 459-nucleotide messenger RNA. RefSeq lists its product as uncharacterized. The coding region runs from base 1 to 459 and encodes 152 amino acids. The transcript has a single exon. The record is from RefSeq and is a predicted model, not a curated record. Lineage: Eukaryota; Viridiplantae; Streptophyta; Magnoliopsida; Ranunculales; Papaveraceae.